This is a messenger RNA of Durio zibethinus, 3556 nucleotides long. RefSeq lists its product as uncharacterized. The record is from RefSeq and is a predicted model, not a curated record. Gene Ontology annotation, biological process: meristem development; meristem maintenance. NCBI's taxonomy places the organism in Eukaryota, Viridiplantae, Streptophyta, Magnoliopsida, Malvales, Malvaceae.
UGAUAACAAAUUUGAGAGAAAUUGAGGGAUUGUUUUUCUAAUUUUUACUCUAAAAUGUUAUCAAAUUUCCUUUCUUUGAAUGCUUUAAAGGUAAUAAUUUUACCUGACAUUUUUAUAAACAAAACCAUCCAACUAAACCAACAAAGGGUGCCGUUGAACAAAUAAAAGUGAAGAAUUUUGAAAUUUCAUUGAGAAAAAAAGGGAAAUCCCGUGGAAACCUUGAUCACGUAAACGACGGGUAUUUCUUUUCUUGGAUCCUGUGACUGAAAUGCCCAUGAAUUGCAAGCGUCAUUUCUCCAAAACACCCUUGCAGCUCAAAAACGUCAAAGCUUACGCCUUUUCGUAAGAGCUUCCCCUGGUAACCGAAGUUGGUGUAUUUGAGAUGAGUUGAUCUGGUGACCCUGCAAGCCAAAUCUAUAUAUGUAACAUAUAAAAUACGCCAUUUUCAUCCAAAUUCUCGAUCUAAAUUCAGCCAUGGAGGAGCCAGAAAAUACCAUGGUUGAAGUAAGAGAAGAGCUCAUGGUUUCUCCAACAGGCCAAAACCAAAACCCUUGUUUAAGAACAGCCCAUUUUCUCAAACCCAUUUUCAGUCCCCUUGAAAACCCACUUCCCAAGCUUCCUUCCCAACGUCUUUCCUCUCUGGAACAACCUCCUUUUGAGGCCAAAAAUCUACCUUUGAGUAUCAGUUUUCAUGGGUGGAGAUGCAGGGCAAAGAAUUGGUCCACAUGGAUUGACAAGAUGGCUGCUUUACAUGAAUCGACUUGGAAGAAAGCUGGUAUCUAUGAAGCCAUCAUGAAUUCAGCUUACCAGAUCAAGAGAAACAAUGAUUUGGUUCUUGGUUUAGCUGAGAAAUGGUGUUGUGAGACCAAAAGUUUCAUUUUUUCUUGGGGUGAAGCUAGUGUUACACUUGAAGAUGUCAUGAUCCUGGGGGGCUUCUCUGUUCUGGGUUCCCCUGUUUUUACCCCUCUCGAAACUGAAGAAUUGAAGGAAGUAGAAGAGAGUUUAAAGAGUGCAAGAAUUCAAAUUGUUAGAAGCAAAGCUAAAAAGGCUUGCCCUCGUUUGUGGAUGCUAAAAUUCAUGGACACUGGCAGUGAAUUUGAGCAUGAAGCAUUUCUUGCCUUUUGGCUUUCGAGGUAUGUUUUUACCAAUGCACAUGAAACAAUUAGGGAACAUGUCUUCUCUAUUGCAAUUCAUUUAGCCAGAGGGACAAGACUUGCUUUAGCACCUGCUGUACUUGCUAGUAUUUAUAGAGAUUUGUGUUUGUUGAAAGAUGAAAUUACUGCUUCAACUAAAUUGGAGAAAGAAGAGGUGUUUAGGCUUACCAUUUGGUCACCAUUUCAGUUAGUUCAGGUUUGGGCCUGGGAGAGAUUUGUAGAGCUAAGGCCAGAACCAAAUUUGAUAGAAAAGGGUCAGCCAAGGCUGAUUCAAUGGCAUGAUGUUAGUUGCAAGGUUGAGAACGUGAGGUUUGCUCUAGAGUCAGCUGGUGGAAGUUUUGAAUGGCGUCCUUAUGCUAUGCAGAUUGAGAACUGGAAACAACCUAAGUUUUAUAGAGAGAAUGAAGUUUGUAUAUCGAUCACUGCACAUCUUGACAAAGAAUUAGAGUCCUUUGCUCGAUGCUUGAAGGCCAGUGAGCUAGUGGGACUUGAUUGUGUAGAACAGUACCUUCCACAUCGGGUUGCAAUGCAAUUUGGAAUAGAUCAGGAUAUUCCAUGUUGUGUUCAUCGAUCAAAUGAGACUCCUGAAAUUGCCUGGCUCAAUUACUGUGAAUCACUAACUGGUGUGAAAUUAUACAUUCCAUCUCGGCUCUAUAAAGCUGGUGUUACUGUCCAAUACUUGAAGUGGUGGAAGCAGUCAGUGUUGGAGAGCAAAGGCACCGCUAAGGGUUUGAAGAAAUCAGCAAAGAGCCCAAAAGGAGAGAAACAAAGAAAAAGUUCCUCUGGUUGUCCUAGCUUUCAUCAAAAAAUAGAUAGCUUCCGUGGGAAGAUAGAAGCUAAUGAUCCAUCUGUUUCUCCUAAUUGCUCUAUGAAUAGCUCAAAGAAACAAGGAGAUAGUGUCAAUGGAACUAAUAAUGUUGGUGAUUCCCUUUCUUGUUUCCCUCUUAAGAAAUCAAAAUCUGUAUCCCAAAUUUUGGAAGAAAAGCAGGUGGGCAAGAAUGAACCCACUUCUUUUGGUUCUUGUAGGAACUCAAAGAAAUCAGCCAAGAAUCUGAAAGGAAACAAGAAAGGUAAGGAAGAAUCUUCUCCAAGUCUUCCUUUAGGAAGCUCAAAAGAAUCAGCACAAACUUUGAAAAGAAAGGAGAAAGAUGGCAAUGAGUCUGCUUCUCCUUGUUUCAGUCAAAAACUUUUGAAAAAAUCUGCGGAGAGUUCUAAAGGAAUGAAGGAAGAUACUUAUGUGUCUGCCGCUUCAAGAUUCUCUGUUAGAAGCUCUGAAAAAUCAGCAAAGUUUAUGAAAGACAAGGAGGAAGGCAGCAGCGAUUCUGCCUCUCAGGCUUUACCUUCAGUAAAUACGAAGAAAACACCACGGUCUGUAAAAAGAAAGAAGGGAAGCAGUUCCUGUCUUCCUAUUGGUUUCACGCCCAACUUUGUUGGGAAGGAAGCAGAAAAUUCUGCUGAGGAUAAUAACCCAACAAUUGCAGAAAUGAUGAGAUCUUGCAAGAAGCGUAGCAAAAUUGGAACUAAAGAUUGUGAUGAGGAUGGAAACCCAUCUGGCCAUUCUCAAAGUCUUUCAUCAACAGUUGCAGAUGAUGAGGUUAUUAAAUAUUUGAAGCCAUUAGCAAUACUGGCAGAAAAGGUUAUGCAGGAUGAAUCUGUGCUGAGAGGAGUGGGGGGAACUUUUGAGGGUGCCUACAAGGAUCAGAGAGAACUACAGAUGAGGCAGGAGGAAGUUGUGAUGGGAGAAUCAGAAAGAUCACUGAGAGGUGCAAAGGAGGGCAACCCAGAACGUCCAAUUCACAAAAUGCUAAGCAUCAAUGGUGUUGAAGGAGAGUGUACUUGCUAUGCGGUUAACAUACCCGGAUUAACACUUGAAGCUCGGAUUAGCAGGCUUGAGAAACUGGCUGAGGAGCUAAAAGAAAUGAGAUCUGCUUGCAAGUAGUCAGUCUAGCUAUUAGCAUCAAGAUGUACUUUAGCCAAUUUUCCUCUUUCUUUUUCUUUCAUUUUUUUUUAAUUAACCGUUAGAAUAACUGCAUAAGAUUUUAUUUGGUCGGUUUGAUUCAGUGGAAACAAAUACGGUAACAGAACUUGCUAAGCUUUGAUUUAGCUGUACAUUAUAUGUAAAAACUUAUCUUUAUUAAUUGGGAUAAAUUAUGACUGCUAUGACAUGCUGAUGAUCUGAACCUAGUCAUAACGAUGCAUGUCACUUGAAUUCCAGAGGUAUUUUAAAACUUAUUUCACUGUGACACUCUGACUCAUCUUGUUAUCAUGUCACUCAAAAAGGCAAUUUCCCUCUGAUUGAAACAUUGUCAAAUCCUUUUGUAUAUGACAUGUUGCAGUACCUGAUGACAAAAGCUUUUUCUAGGAGAUUUGAAGAUUUAUUCAGUACUUGAUCUCCAUCCUGU